AUGGCGUCGAAUGGGCCCUCUGGAGGGCUUUCUCUCUUCCCCAAUACAACAAGGUCGCCGUCCCGGAAGCCGACACCUCGAGCACGCGCUGCCACUCCUCAAUCGGCAUCUCGAGAGCAGGGCUCCUCUUUUGAAAUGACUCCACCGAGAAAUGGUCGACGUACACCGGAGGACCUCUCGGAGUUCGUGAUCGACGGAACACCAGCGGUGACUAACGGUCCGCAAAUGUUGUCUAAUAAUCCCUAUUAUCAGAACGAGGCGGGUCCGUCAGUAUCGCGACCAGUACCUUUGUCAGAAGUGCCGCCUCGGGCCGGCACCGCGUUCUCUGGGACAAGCACGCUGGUGAGAAGCGACAGUGGACGAUCACGAAGUUCAAUUGCCAAACGUCCCCUCGAAGAACAAUCAGUACCCUAUGUACAGGAACCGGCUAUCCGUUCGAUAUUUCCACAGUACGACCAUUCUCUACCCUUGGACCGUCAGGAGUAUUAUCCUACCCAGACGAGCCCAACUCACAUACCGAGGACCGUCAUUAGCAGACAAUCUCACGUACCUAAUGCUCAGAGCCCACCAGUGCGGAGUCCCGUGAGAAGUCCUCUUAGCGCCGGCUCUACACAAAGAUGGCCUAGACGGCCACAGGAACCCCCUGUUAUACCCCCCGUUAACACGACAGACGAGCUCCGCGACUUUUGGAAAGUAGCAAAUGGAUGGAAGGCCUCUGCGGCGGAAGGGCGAACGUUUUGUUUGAAGUUGAUACCCGAAAAAGAUACCCCGAUUUACAACCUCACUUCAUCUUCCACGCAACCAUUCUACCAUAUGCGAAUAGACCCAACGUCGGCAAGCGCAUAUGUAACAUUAAGCCGGCAUGACCCAAGUAAGCCUUAUAAGGGAAAGGAACCGAACGCAAGUCCGAGGUCGUCCGGUGGCAUCCUAGGAGCGCUUCGGGAACCUGAAUCGAAAGCAUGGCAAGAAGCUCUAGUUACCACACUGGAAGAACCGUCACGCCGUCUACCACCUAAUGACGGUUUAGUCUCCCUGUUGUAUCCCAGCGGUGCAACAAAAGUAGCACUCGAGAGACCGGACGAUAUGCAGGCUGUGAUGGCUGCCGAACGAGAGUGUGCAAGGCUGGUCUGGGACGAAGAUAGCCAAAACUACUUCUUGGUGCAUCCGGCCCUGGCGACGCCCUUCUGCAUUACUAUAGACCGGAACCCGGCAUGGAGCCGCACCGAGUACACGGUUGAACACAUCGAGUCGCCGCAUCACAUCGCGAAGCUUACGCGGGACGGAACAGGCGAGGGCUGGAUGGAGCUCGACACGCUUAUAGCAGGACGUAUCGAUAGCUUUUACAUCCUGGACGUGGCUGUAUGCGCGCUCCUCCUCGUCGCCAAUAUCGACGAAAAGAACGUCCUCGUCGAGCACUUCGAACCGCCCCCACCAGCGCAUCUGCGGAGCUCGAGCUCUAACCCCGAUUUCCGCAGGAGCAGCAGCGGGCUUAGCGCCAAGAUACUCGGGAAGAAGGGGAGCAAGAAGCGCGGGCGUCUCGAAGAGCUAGAGCUAGAUCUCGAAAGCCAGGCUAGUAGUCUAGGCGGCAAGCUGAAUAUCAAAGACAAGGACAAGGAGCAACUCCCGGGGACUGCGCGAACGAUUGUCAAGCUGCUCAGCUUUGGGUUCAAAUGCGUUAUUUGGGCCCUUACGUUGGCGUUUAAGGCGCUUAUGGCUCUCAUAGUAGGCCUGAGUAAGUGUCUAACGAGCGAAAAGCUUUAA
Molecule: messenger RNA, 1761 nt
Organism: Daldinia vernicosa
Lineage: Eukaryota; Fungi; Ascomycota; Sordariomycetes; Xylariales; Hypoxylaceae
Exons: 1
Coding region: 1-1761 (586 amino acids)
Source: RefSeq, a predicted model, not a curated record